Saxophila tyrrhenica is the source of this 300-nucleotide messenger RNA. RefSeq lists its product as uncharacterized. Lineage: Eukaryota; Fungi; Ascomycota; Dothideomycetes; Mycosphaerellales; Extremaceae. Gene Ontology annotation, cellular component: cytoplasm. The coding region runs from base 1 to 300 and encodes 99 amino acids. The transcript has 3 exons. The record is from RefSeq and is a predicted model, not a curated record.
AUGUCCGCCAACCUCAGCCCAGAAGAGCGCAGCAACAUGGCUAAUGGCCAUAAGGCUAACCUCUCGAACCCAAACACCUCCGAAGCGUCCAAGCAAGCCAGCCGACAGGCGUUGAAGGAGCUGGGUGGAGAAGACGCAUUCUACUCCGAGGACAAGCAGGGCGACGAUGCUCCUACCGCGGGCAUGGGGAACGAGGGCAACGUGAUCGGGGGACACAAGGCCAACUUGAGCAACCCAAACACUUCGGAAGAGGCGAAGCAACAUAGUAAGGAGGUUCUUAAGGAGCAUGGUGCUGCUUAA